This is a messenger RNA of Solea solea (common sole), 3990 nucleotides long. RefSeq names its product 4-galactosyl-N-acetylglucosaminide 3-alpha-L-fucosyltransferase 9-like. NCBI's taxonomy places the organism in Eukaryota, Metazoa, Chordata, Actinopteri, Pleuronectiformes, Soleidae. Gene Ontology annotation, molecular function: alpha-(1->3)-fucosyltransferase activity. The record is from RefSeq and is a predicted model, not a curated record. Bases 2302 to 3423 code for a protein of 373 amino acids. The transcript has 2 exons. Gene Ontology annotation, cellular component: membrane.
ACAGGUGUCACUAUGUCCAUUUUAUUGGUUAACAAAAAUUCAAAACAUGCAUAUGUAUAAACAUAUGUAUGUGUAUAGGUGAGGGUAGUCUCACAAUAUCAAUAAGCAUGAAGUGAAGCCGUGCUUUUAAUUGAACUUAAAUAUAACUAAUUGCAACAACAAAUCACUCACAUUAGAUUUGUACAAUAUAGUAACAAAUCGCAUGCUAAUGUGGCAAUAAAAAACAGAAAAACUGAUAAUACCAAAUUAUAAUAGUCCGAGGUUAAUACACACAAAUAUAAACGGUGUACUUGAAUGCACCGUGAGCUCUGCGCGUUCACAACACAUUCGUUUUACCAUAAAAAACGAUGUAGACGUGCUACUAAUUUUAAUGGUGGGUGGGUGUGGGCGCGCGCGCGUUUGGGUAGAAAUGAAGCUGACGGGCGACUGCAUGAAUCAUUUUCUUAAACGUCUGCUUCUUCACGUCUCACGCAAGAGCUUUUAGAGAUGCGUUACCAUGACAGAACGUAACAGACUAAUGAAAAUAUAAACAUUUUCCUCAAUUUUGGCUCAAAUUCACAAUUCUUACUUACUUACUUAUUACGCAUCAGCUGAAGUACCGCCGAGGAACCGUAACUGAGAGGAGACGACCCCCUCUGUGCAAGGUAGGAAGUAAUUAUUCUUUUAUUAUUCACAGGUUGCUGAAACAGGUGUAGCUAACAAUAAAAAGUAGGUAGUAGUUGGUGGCGUGUGAUGUGAUGGUCACAAUUCCUGGUAACCUGCUGAUAAACUACAAAAAAGGAAGUGUUUUUGGAGUUUAAACGUGUGGCCAGCAUCACAACUGGAACUGUUCAGUGGUGAUAUCAAAAUGUCGUUUCUGUGUUUAAAUGAUGCAAAGAGUCUCAAUAAUGACUCUUACACUUGAGCUGGGCCACUGAGCAGCUCUGACAAUCCACUGUUUGAUAUGCUGGACAGGACAAGUCUAAAAGGCUUGAACAAGGAAGUCGACGGGCUGCCUCAGUCGUGUGAGGAGAAAGAGAGAUGUGGGGGUUAAAGCCACAUGCAAAGAAGCUGGUGAUGGCUGGUGUUGCCUAUGAAGUGCUCACUGUAUGCUUAAAAUAGAUGAUUUUUUUUUUUUAUAAAAAAAGACCCCUAGAAUUGUGAUAUUUCUACUACCUUGAUGAAUAGAAAUGGUUACACCAGUCGCGACAAUCCCAUUUAAAUGCUCUAUUUGACACUUUCGCCCUCAUCAUGUUCAAAUGUUUUUAAUAAUUAUAUUAAUUGAUCCUUAUUAGUCCAUACGUGGCCAGCUUUUGUAUGUUCAGCCAGCAAUACCAAUAUGUUAGUGGGUGGUACGUGCAUGGCAAUGAUACACAAUACAUGUUUUAAUACACAUCUGACUUGAAAAUGGGCCAAAAAACAUUCUGCAAGAUGUGAUGAUUUUAACUGAAGGACAAACAGGAGUGGGAAUUUCACAAUAUGAAGAAUAAAAGAAAAAUUUCAAAUGUCAGUAAAGUAACUUUACAUUAUGGAGCGGUAUGUUUACAAAAGGAUGAAGACGUCAGUAUGUCACCUGUCUGUCCACCUGAUGUUGACCCAAUGCUGUCAACAUCAGCUGUUUAUCAAAACACCUUUAACUUGUUUAAUAUGGCCCUUUUCCACUAUGGUCCCGGCUCGGCUUGCCUCACCUCGGCACGGCACAGUUUAGAUUGGUAGUAUCAGUUCAUUAAAAAGAUUUGUUCAGUACUUCCUGCAUGACCGGAGCACAGACUCCGUCUGACACAGUCACUGAACUGAAAUACAGCGGCAGGGUGUGCAGGUUUCUGGCAGUGCUGUAGCUAAAUACACCAGACUUCCUGUUAAAUGAUGAGAUUUCUCAUGCUAAAUGUUGGAGAUUAAUCCACAUUUUCAGAAUUGUUUAGUCUUUUUAACUGAUCUACAGUUCGGCAUUGUAUGGCCUGUAUCUUGUGUCAGACGUUUCUUUCUGUGACGGCACUCUGACCAAUCUGGCAGUCUGAUGAUGUCAUGCACAGUAUUUGCUCAGCUUGAAACCUCACCAGACCAGGUACCAGGUACUAGCACUAAUGGAAAAGCAAAAUAACCGUGCUGUGCCGAGGUGAGUCGAGUCGCACUAGUGGAACCACGCCGUAUGUCACAACAAUUCUUGUUUUCAAGCAGAAAAUCCCAACGUUAAACAGCUCUACAAAUCCUGCUUUGUAGUUUAGUCCUCUUCUCUGAUGAGUUACUGUUACAAACUUAUGAUUUGACUGCUUCAGUGGUUUCUUUUAAUUAUGCUUUAGCUGAAUUGCUGUCAAUUAAGGCAUGAUGUUGUUUCUGUCUUUCUUACUUUCAUUUUUUUUGUCCCCACAGAUGAUGGCCGUUUUAAGUAAACCGCCAUGUCUGGCAAAAAUAAGUGCUAUUUGCCUUGCCAUUGCAUUAUUUCUAUAUUUUGAGCCACAGUCUCCUUUGUGUCCAUCUACAUCUACAUUAGCUGAUGAAUUAAAUGCUGACGGCACUGAAAAGCCCAUUGUCCUGCUGUGGUUCUGGCCUCUUGGUGUGAGGUUUGAUUUCAAAAUCUGCUCAACCUACUUCAACAUUAGUAGCUGCAUACUGACUGAUGAUAGAUCCAUGUACAGCAGAGCAGAAGGAGUCAUUAUCUUCCAUAAAGGUAUCAAAUGGUACUGGAAUAACCUUCCCAAGGACCCACGUCCAUCUUUUCAGAAAUGGAUUUGGUUCCACUUGGAAUCUCCGACAAACACACUGAAGAUACCAGGUUUGGAAAACCUGUUCAACUUAACACUGAGCUACAGACGAGACGCCGACAUUGUGGUGAGGAAUGAGGUGACUGUCAAGAAAGAAGAGAUGAAGGACGUCUUUGUUCUGCCCAAGAAAGACAAACUGUUGUGUUGGAUUGUCAGUAACAAUGCUGCGAGCACUGGAACAAGCACAAGAGAGAAAUAUUCCAAUGAACUGUCCAAACAUAUAAAGAUUGAACUGUUUGGUUCUGCACAUACAGGGCGUCGGUUGAGCUAUGAAGACUAUUACCCAACCCUUGCUAGUUGUAAGUUUUACCUCUCAUUUGAGAACUCGCUCCACAAGGACUACUUUGGAGAAAAGGUAAACGGGCCCCUCGUUGCAGGGUCGGUCCCUGUAGUUAUGGGUCCACCAAGAGAACACUAUGAGCAGUUUAUUCCCAAUGGCUCCUUCAUUCACAUCAAUGAUUUCCCUGACGCAAAAUCACUGGCAGAGUUUCUACAGCAGCUGGACAAGGAUGAUAAAGCAUACAUGGGUUAUUUUGAGUGGAGAAAGUAUUAUAAAGUGGUGCCUCAUCUAUUGUCAAUACAGAAUGAAUUCAUUCAUCCCAUCUGCCUCGCCUGUGACCACAUUUCAAAAGACAAGGAGUACCAUGUAGUUAAUGACCUUUAUGAGUGGUACUUUACAUGAAAACUGCUGUGACAUCAUUUUGUUGGAAGUUAUUAGGCAGUGAAGACACUGAAUAUCUCAGGGUUCUUGGUUGUGAUUGAAUACUCUUAAAAAACUCUUAAUUGGACUUGGUUUAUUGGUUCGUUUUUUAGACAACAAUACGUUUUCCUUUACCUUGUUUACCAGUUUUAGUGUGUAUCUUCUGCCUUCCUCAGAACUGUCACCUGAUGUUGGAUGAUGGUGGUGCAGUGCCUUCUCAGCUAACACCAGGUGACAGUUCUGAGGAGAAGAUACACAAUUUUUUAUGAUGGUUUUGGUUUUUAGUUAACCGUAUCAUGAUCAUAUUCACAAUACAAAAAAGACAAGAGCAAAUUUGUGCAUGUUGUGCUAUUUUAAUAAAUAAAUAAAAAAAAGUGUAAGCAAACUGAGGGAAAGUAUGAUAUUAAGAUCACUUCCUGUUUCCUAAAAUAAAAGCUUUGCCUGUCCAGCAUUCGUAUUAUAUGAUGGGGUUCUUGGGAAAUCCUUUUUAUAAUUUACCUUUUGUAAACUAAAAAAAAACAUUUCACAUUAAACAAUUGAUUGAAAACA